AUGGCUGCGAAAGAAAACCCCUGCCGGAAAUUUCAGGCGAACAUUUUCAAUAAAAGCAAGUGUCAGAAUUGCUUCAAGCCUCGCGAGUCGCACCUGCUGAACGACGAAGAUUUGAACCAGGCCAAGCCUAUUUAUGGUGGAUGGCUUCUACUAGCGCCCGAAGGCACGGAUUUUGACAACCCUGUGCAUCGCUCCCGGAAAUGGCAACGCCGCUUCUUCAUCCUCUACGAGCAUGGUCUUCUCCGCUAUGCCUUGGACGAGAUGCCCACCACUUUGCCACAAGGAACCAUCAACAUGAACCAGUGUACAGAUGUUGUGGAUGGAGAGAAUCGGACCGGACAGAAGUUCUCGCUGUGCAUCUUGACACCCGAGAAGGAACACUUCAUCCGAGCUGAGAACAAGGAAAUCAUAAGUGGGUGGUUGGAGAUGCUGGUGGUCUACCCAAGGACGAACAAGCAGAAUCAAAAGAAGAAAAGGAAAGUGGAGCCCCCAACGCCACAGGAGCCUGGCCCAGCGAAGGUGGCGGUGACCAGCAGCAGCAUCCCUGGUGCGGAGAAGAUCCCCACCACCAAGUCCACCCUUUGGCAAGAAGAGCUGAGAGGCAAAGACCAGGUGGAUGGGAAUGUGGGCAUCAGCUCAGCCCCUGGCUCUCUGCAAGGCCAGGUGCCUCCAGCGUGUUCCUUGAAGGACUCCAUCCUGGAGAGCAAAGAAGAGGAUGCUGCGGUGAACGGCGACCGCAGUGACUGCGGGCGGAAGACGAGGGUGGAAAGCGGCUACUUUUCCUUGGAGAAGACCAAGCAGGAGGUCAAGGCAGAGGAGCACCAGAUGCCGAACCUGCCCUCCCCGCCGAGCCCCUGCACGCCCAACCACAGGCGGUCCCAAGUAAUUGAAAGAUUUGAAGCAUUGGAUAUUGAGAAUGCAGAACAGAUGGAAAUCAAUGCUUCCUCGGGUCUCUCCAGUGAAACUCGGCAGGGCAGGAGCGAAAAAAGGGUUUUCCCUAGGAAACGGGAUUUACUUGCUGAAACAGCAAGUGGGACCAUCAUGGACGUGUCAGCUUCUCCUUUGUCUCCACACCGGAGAGCAAAAUCGUUGGACAGAAGGUCUACAGAAUCCUCCAUGACUCCAGAUUUGCUGAACUUCAAAAAGGGAUGGCUGACAAAACAGGAGGAAGAUGGGCAGUGGAAGAAGCACUGGUUUGUGCUGACGGAUCAGAGCCUAAGAUACUACCGGGAUUCAGUGGCAGAGGAGGCAGCCGAUCUGGAUGGGGAAAUUGACUUGUCGACGUGUUUUGAUGUCACGGAAUACUCCGUCCAGCGAAACUAUGGUUUCCAGAUCCAUACUAAAGAAGGCAAAUUUAUUCUUUCUGCUAUGACAUCUGGAAUCCGCCGGAACUGGAUCCAAACCAUUAUGAAACAUGUUCGUCCCACAGUCGCUCCAGACGUGACCAGCUCUCUGCCAGAGGAGAAGAGCAAAAAUGGAACCUCCUUUGAGGCUUGUCCCAAGCCAAGUGAGAAGCAGGAGACAGAGCAAGCCGAGAUUGACCUCGAAUACAAGCGCAGUCGAGCCAGGGAACGACGACGAGAAGGUCGCUCCAAAACCUUUGACUGGGCUGAGUUCCGCCCCAUCCAGCAAGUCCUGGCUCAGGAGCGAGCCAAUUUGGCUGAGACUCUGAAGGACACUUCCACUCCGUUCUCCAAGGAGCCCGGCCCUUCAGAGGCAGACCCCGGGGAACUGGAGCGAGAACGUGCCCGCCGAAGAGAGGAGCGAAGGAAGCGCUUUGAACACCUGGAUGCUACUGAUGGGGGAAGCCCAGAAGACCUCUCCAGGAUGGAGGUGGAUAGGCUUUCGGGGUUGCCUGCCACUUCGGAGGCCAAGCCCCAAAGCGUCCAUGUGGAGAUCGAGCAGAGGUGGCAUCAGGUGGAGACCACUCCUCUGCGGGAGGAGAAGCAGGUCCCCAUUGCCCCGCUACAUCUUCCUCACCCGGAGGAGAAUGGAGAGAUGCUCCAUAAGCAGCAGCUGACUGUGUUGCUGGAAAAGGAGCUGGAACAGAGUCAAAAGGCAGCUUCCGAGCUCUUGGAACAGAACCGUGCCCUACAAGACCAGCUCAAAGUAGCUCUGGGACGCGAACAAAGUGCUCGAGAAGGUUACGUCCUACAGGCAACGUGUGAACGGGGGUUUACAGCCAUGGAAGAGACCCACCAGAAGAAGAUUGAGGACUUGCAGAGGCAACAUCAGCGAGAACUGGAGAAGCUGAGAGAGGAGAAGGACCGUUUGCUGGCUGAGGAAACGGCCGCCACUAUCUCCGCCAUAGAAGCCAUGAAGAACGCUCACCGGGAGGAACUUGAACGGGAGUUGGAAAAAACCCAGCGCUCCCAAAUUAGCAGCAUCAAUUCAGACAUAGAAGCUCUGCAGAGACAAUACUUGGAGGAGUUGCAGUCAGUCCAGCGGGAACUGGAAGUCCUUUCAGAACAAUAUUCGCAGAAGUGCUUGGAAAACGCCCACCUGGCCCAGGCUUUGGAGGCGGAGAGGCAGGCCCUCCGACAAUGCCAGCGGGAGAACCAGGAACUCAACGCGCACAAUCAGGAGCUGAACAACCGCCUGGCUGCAGAGAUCACCCGACUACGGACAUUGCUAACUGGGGAAGGUGGCAUGGAAACGGCCCUCUCUCCUCUCACCCAAGGCAAGGAUGCCUAUGAGUUAGAGGUCCUGUUGAGAGUUAAGGAAUCAGAAAUCCAGUACUUGAAACAAGAGAUCAGCUCUUUGAAAGAUGAAUUGCAAACAGCAUUGAGGGAUAAAAAAUAUGCCAGUGAUAAAUACAAAGACAUCUACACAGAGCUCAGCAUCGUCAAAGCCAAGGCAGACUGCGACAUCAGCAGAUUGAAAGAGCAGCUGAAGGCAGCCACCGAAGCCCUGGGAGAAAAAUCUCCAGAAAGUAGCACCGUGUCCGGAUACGAUAUUAUGAAAUCGAAAAGCAAUCCUGAUUUCUUGAAGAAGGAAAGGACCAGCAUUGGCCGGCAACUAAGAAAUAUCAGGUCAAAGAGUCUGAAGGAAGGUUUGACGGUGCAGGAACGCCUGAAGCUCUUUGAAUCCAAGGAGUUGAAGAAAGACUAAU
Molecule: messenger RNA, 3112 nt
Organism: Protobothrops mucrosquamatus (brown spotted pit viper)
Lineage: Eukaryota; Metazoa; Chordata; Lepidosauria; Squamata; Viperidae
Gene: MPRIP
Product: myosin phosphatase Rho interacting protein
Exons: 23
Coding region: 1-3111 (1036 amino acids)
Biological process (GO): actin filament organization
Cellular component (GO): actin cytoskeleton
Molecular function (GO): actin filament binding
Source: RefSeq, a predicted model, not a curated record